AAAACUGCCAUACAACGACUCAAGAAAACUUCUUUUUCCCCCAGAAUUUCCCUUAUAAACUCGAACCCAGAAAUACAGAACAACUUCAACAUCCCCGUCUGAGCCUCCUCCAGGCGUCCCCUCCUCUCACUUUCCCUCUUUCCAACGUUGAGCAAGAUCUGCGUCCAAUCAGACGACCCAACGCACGACUACUAGCACGUUUUAUCUCUGACUUCCCCUCGAUCAUCUGCGCCAAUCGAUCCCUAAGCCAUGUCCUCCAAAGCUGCCUCCACGAGGAAGAGGAAAGCCGACCCAGAGGCUCGUGACGAGCUCGAGGGUGAUGACAUUGUUCCAACGAAGACUACCAGGGCAACAACAUCAACAGCCGCUUCCAAGAAGGCGGAAUCUUCUAAACCUGCCGCGUCCGCCUCGACGUCCACUGCAGCUGCGCCAUCUAAUGGACCCCCGGAGAAGAGAAAGCGAGGUCGGCCGCCGAAGGUUCUCACGCCAGAGGAGAAAGCGGCGCGAGAGGCUAAGGCCAAUGCGCCCAAGAAACCAAGGGGUCGUCCACCCAAGAAACCCAAGGUUGCCCCUUCCGAGGCCAAACCAGCGUCCAAAUCAGGGGCCACCGAAACCAAGAAAGCUGUUGCAUCAACUGAGGCGCCUGGUGGCUCCGGUGACGACGCAUGAAUGUAUGCAUGACUCCAUUGCCGCCUCCUUACGUGCCAACAGUUUUCUAAGGCGAUACCACGCUUACUCCAUCUAUUGGUCUAACGCUCACUCCGUUAUCGUCCAAAGCAAUCCAUCUUCAUGAGUGCUGGUAAUCCUUUUUACUUCUUAAACCCAAAUCUGGCUGUGUUUUCCAGUUUCUGGUUGGACUCUCGGAGUGCAC
Messenger RNA from Cantharellus anzutake, 871 nucleotides. RefSeq lists its product as uncharacterized. The record is from RefSeq and is a predicted model, not a curated record. The transcript is spliced from 3 exons. Bases 320 to 793 code for a protein of 157 amino acids. NCBI's taxonomy places the organism in Eukaryota, Fungi, Basidiomycota, Agaricomycetes, Cantharellales, Hydnaceae.